Messenger RNA from Klebsormidium nitens, 914 nucleotides. NCBI's taxonomy places the organism in Eukaryota, Viridiplantae, Streptophyta, Klebsormidiophyceae, Klebsormidiales, Klebsormidiaceae. The record is from the annotation of a GenBank genome assembly.
CCAUCAGCUAGUGCUAGCAGUAGGUACUGGCAGAGCUGCGCAACGCGUCGCUAGCUUAAAAGUCGAGGAGCAGGUUGCGAUAUUCUCAACUUUUCCGCAGACCACAUUGCUAGCUAUUCGAUCCGUUCUAGACGCCUUGCAAGCUAUCAGCCCUUGUUGACCUCGCAUCUGAGAUUGUUCGCAUCUCGAAAAUAUGGCACUCAUGGAGGGUGUGACCCUGCUCCUUCGCACAGACGCUACCAUGCUUGCAGGAAGAGUGGCUCGGAGGGCAGCGGCGGCAACCUGGGGAACCAGCAGCAGAAGCUUUGCCUCGUCUGAAGUACCUAGCCCAGAAUCUAGUGAGGCAGCCAACAAGGGGAGGGCCCGGGAAGAUGGAAGACGAGUAGCAGAGAAAGCGGCAGAAGGCAAGCCAGGGGAGGCCAAGGAUGAGGCUGGCAACGCUUUCAGUGACAUGGCAAAGGGUCUGUCGGAGGCAGGGAGGAAGGUGAGCAAGGUUGCAAAGGAGACUGGCAGCAGAUUGAAAGAGACCGUCAGCGGAGCAAGGGAGGGUGCGAGCCAGGGUUCAGACAAGUGAUGAGAGUUAGUCUGUAACAGUACCAUAGGAGGAUGGGGAGCAUUGUACAUUCUUUCUACUUAUGUAAUCAAUCCAGAGGCUAGACUAAAAUGAGCAACUUCAGGGUUCGGGAACAUCCGGCCAGCCUCAGGUGCUGCUCAUGUCAUGUUACGAGGAUAGGAUAGGACAGGUCAGAGGGCGAUCAAAAAAUUUUGAGGCACUGAUCUGACAUAUUCACAUAUGAGGAUAUGACAUUGUCGAACUUGCUACAUUUGUGCUGACACUUUCCGCUCUUCAUCACAAGUAAUUGAACUUCGUAUUACACAUUGGUAUGUCUUGUGUUCCAUUGUGGCCCAUGGGU